Bufo bufo (common toad) is the source of this 996-nucleotide messenger RNA. Its product is annotated as granzyme A-like. Gene Ontology annotation, molecular function: serine-type endopeptidase activity. The record is from RefSeq and is a predicted model, not a curated record. The transcript is spliced from 5 exons. Bases 138 to 902 code for a protein of 254 amino acids. Lineage: Eukaryota; Metazoa; Chordata; Amphibia; Anura; Bufonidae. Gene Ontology annotation, biological process: proteolysis.
UAAUAUCAUGAACGCGGCUUGUUAAACAGAAGCUCUCACUGCACUAAAAACCACAACUUGGCAAACAAUUAUAUUCUUACACCAGGUGGUUUCUGCCUCCAACACAUUUCUCUGCAAGGAUUCAAGUCUCCAGGACAAUGCUUGCUAUGUGGAACCUAAUAUUUCUGGCAGUCAUUCUGCAGGGGAAAAAUUGUGAUUGUGCUCGUAUUGUAGGAGGUAAGGAAGCUCGCUCAACUCCGUAUAUGGCUUUAGUGAGAACCCCUGGAAAAACUUUUUGCGGAGGCGUAUUGAUUAAGCCUGACUGGGUAUUAACAUCUGCAGAGUGUUUUGUAGAUAAGACGACAACUGUUGAUCUUGGGGUUCGCUCUAUCAAGAAUAUAAAAGACAAUCAAAGACAGCAAUUUAAAGUUGUGAAAAUAAUCGCACAUGAGAAAUUUAAUAAAGAAAAGCAUGUUAAUAACCUCCAGCUUUUGAAGCUUUCAAGUAAAGUGAAUAUAACCAAGGCUGUCAACACUGUCCUUUUUCCUGAGAAAUUUGCUGAAGUUAAGCCGGGCAGUGUCUGUACCAUUGCUGGAUGGGGCAGGACUGACAAUAAAAAACCCAACCCUGCCGACAAGCUGAUGGAGGCUAGAGUGACCGUCAUAGACAGAAAGACGUGUGCUUCUCAGUGGAAACCAAGCGUGAAGAUUACAAAGGACAUGAUGUGCACCAGUGAGAAGGGGGCUGUAAGGGGUUUCUGCAAUGGUGAUGCCGGAGGACCAAUUAUUUGCGGAGGCUUCCUAAAAGGUAUUAUUUCUUUUGGACCCAUGCUGUGCGGGACUUCAAGUGGAGCUGACAUCUACACCCGUCUUACUAAAGACUACAUGAAAUGGAUUAAUAAAAAGACCAAGGGAAUGCUAUAGCUUUUCAUUUUUUGGGGAUGUGAGACUGUACCAGUGUUUUUCUUCUUUUAAGAACCUUAAAGGUUAGAACAAGCUAUCCCUGAUCCAUUGAAUG